Messenger RNA from Helianthus annuus (common sunflower), 794 nucleotides. RefSeq lists its product as uncharacterized. Lineage: Eukaryota; Viridiplantae; Streptophyta; Magnoliopsida; Asterales; Asteraceae. The record is from RefSeq and is a predicted model, not a curated record. The transcript is spliced from 5 exons. Bases 1 to 684 code for a protein of 227 amino acids.
AUGAGCGAUAUGAGGAAAAGUUCUAAAAAGAAAGCCUUAAACGCGAGGGAACGUAUUCCCGAUGAAGGAUACAAUUUUGAGAUACAAUGCAAAUAUCCGCCCGAUAGAGUGCCUCGUAGGAAAUGGGAAUGUAUGUGUAUGUCUUGGAACACUGAAGAUCGAAAAAGAAGUAUAAAGCAGGGAGAGAAAAUCGCAAGAAUGACUUAUGUCGUCAUUCAGACGGGUCAAUCGGGUAUGACGAACACCACCGCAACUUGGAAAAAAAUAAAGGGUAAAAAGGUUGGAUUCGCAGAAGUAUUACUUCAUACCCACGCCACCAAAGAGUGUAAAAAGAGAUUACAUGAUGGGGAGAUCAAUGCAAAUGACUAUGAUAAGUUAGAGUUUGUUACUGAUCGUUCAAAACGUUCAUAUGUCUCCUACAUGAAAAAACUUGAAAGGGUGUAUGGGAACACAAAUUGCGAUGAUAUGGAAGUGUGGGAGAGUCUGCAUCCCGAGUGUCAGGGCCACCAGUUGUUCGGGGUGGGAUCUUCUGAUCCACAUUUUGUGCUGACUGGAACAACAUCUUCCAUAGCUAGUAUUCUAGAUGCCCGGCAAUCACAUGAGCUCCAAAAAGUUCAAGCAGAACUAGAAAAGGAACGAGAGGCUCGACAAAACAUAGAAGUCCGUUUUGAACAAUUUGAAUAAGAGCGGGGACAAGAAAGGGUUGAACGUGAACCAGAACGGGAACAAGAACGUGUUGAACGUGAACGAGAGCGGACCGAACAUGCUCGAUGGCAAAAAAACAUGGAAGCAAA